This is a messenger RNA of Tinamus guttatus (white-throated tinamou), 3820 nucleotides long. Lineage: Eukaryota; Metazoa; Chordata; Aves; Tinamiformes; Tinamidae. The record is from RefSeq and is a predicted model, not a curated record.
AUGACAUCUUGGGCAGAGGAAAAAGAGCUUAUUCCUUCUGAGGAGAUUGCUAUGGAAGAGACCCAAGCUGGAAAUCACAAUUUGAAGCUCUUCAAAUUUGGAACCAGUGCAGAACAGGACAAUCGCUUCAGCAACAAGCAGAAGAAGCUGUUGAAGCAGCUGAAAUUUGCAGAAUGCCUAGAAAAGAAGGUGGACAUGAGCAAAGUAAAUCUGGAAGUAAUCAAACCAUGGAUAACAAAACGAGUAACAGAAAUCCUUGGAUUUGAAGAUGAUGUAGUAAUUGAAUUUAUAUUCAACCAGUUGGAAGUGAAGAAUCCAGAUUCCAAAAUGAUGCAAAUCAACCUGACUGGUUUUUUGAAUGGAAAAAAUGCUAGGGAGUUCAUGGGGGAGCUAUGGCCACUGCUGCUAAGUGCACAAGAAAACAUUGCUGGUAUUCCAACUGCCUUUUUGGAGCUGAAGAAAGAAGAAAUAAAACAGCGGCAGAUAGAGCAAGAGAAACUGGCUUCUAUGAAGAAACAAGAUGAAGACAAGGAGAAGAGGGAUAAAGAAGAUAAAGACAACAGAGAAAAAAGAGACAGAUCCAGGAGUCCGAGAAGACGCAAAUCAAGGUCUCCUUCCCCUAGAAGAAGAUCAUCCCCUGUCAGAAGAGAGCGGAAACGCAGCCAUUCUCGCUCCCCUCAUCACAGAACCAAGAGUCGUAGUGCUACUCCUGCACCAGAGAAGAAAGAGGCGACUCCUGAGCCAGAACCCUCUGUAAAACCAAAGGAGACUGUUGUUCAAGAGGCAGCAUCAAAUAGUGACAUCCCCAAAGUUCCCAAACCUGAACCUCCUGCACCUGAGACUAAGGAAGCUUCACCAGAGCGUAAUUCAAAGAAGGAGCGAGAGAAGGAGAAAGAGAAGACCCGGCAGAGAUCCCCAACUCGGUCCAAAUCAAGGUCAAGAUCUCGGUCACGUUCCCCAUCUCAUUCUAGACCAAGAAGGCGUCAUAGAUCACGGUCAAGAAGGCGACCAAGCCCAAGACGACGACCGUCUCCGAGGAGGAGGAGUCCUCCAAGGCGGAUGCCUCCCCCGCCCAGGCACAGAAGGAGCAGAUCCCCUGUGAGGCGGAGGAGACGGUCAUCAGCAUCUUUAUCUGGCAGCAGCUCUUCCUCCUCCUCCUCACGUUCCCGAUCACCACCAAAGAAACCACCUAAGAGAACUGUGUCCAGCCCUCCUCGGAAAACACGUAGGCUGUCUCCUUCUGCAAGUCCUCCUCGGCGAAGGCACAGACCAUCCCCCCCAGCAAGUCCACCUCCAAAACCACGUCGGUCUCCAACACCUCAACAGUCAAAUCGUGCAAGAAAAAGCCGUGGCUCUGUUUCUCCUGGCAGAACAUCAGCAACCAAACAUAAGAGUACUGAAAAGAGAGAAUCUCCUUCGCCAGCACCAAAAGCAAGGAAAGCAGAACUGUCUGAAUCGGAAGAAGAUAAAGGAGGUAAAACGGCUGCAGCAGAUUCUGUGCAACAGAGGCGCCAGUAUAGAAGGCAAAAUCAGCAGUCUUCAUCUGAUUCUGGUUCAUCGUCUUCAUCUGAAGAGGAACGGCCUAAAAGAUCCAAUGUGAAGAACGGGGAGGUCGGCAGGCGCCGCCGCCAUUCGCAUUCACGCAGUCGAUCUCCUUCUCCGCGAAAGCGACAAAAGGAAUCUUCACCUCGGAUGCAGAUGGAAAAGAGGUGGCAAUCACCAGUGAUGAAAAGGUCUCCGUCGCCGCCGCCGCGCAGGCGCUCGCCCUCUCCCCGGCGCUACUCCCCGCCGAUUCAGCGGCGCUACUCGCCCUCGCCGCCCCCCAAGCGCCGCACGGCCUCUCCUCUGCCGCCGCCGAAGCGAAGGGCGUCCCCCUCUCCCCAGUCCAAGCGCAGGGUCUCCCACUCGCCGCCGCCGAAGCAGCGGAGCUCCCCGGCUGCCAAGAGGCGCUCCCCGUCGGUAUCUUCCAAGCACAGGAAGGGGUCUCCUCCCAGCAGGUCUAACCGGGAUGCGCGUUCGCCACCCCAAAACAAAAGGCAUUCACCUUCACCUCGGCCUAGAGCUUCUCACACCUCUGCGAGCCCCCCGCCGCUGCGAAGAGGGGCUUCAGCUUCACCUCAGAGAAGACAGUCUCCAUCUCCAAGCACUAGACCCAUCAGGAGGGUGUCAAGGACACCAGAACCUAAGAAAACAAAGGCUUCCACGCCAAGUCCGCGCUCUGCCAGACGGGUGUCUUCAUCACGAUCUGCCUCGGGAUCUCCGGAGCCGGCGCCCAAGAAGCACCAAGGAGCUGCCUCUCCUGCUCGGUCUCGUUCACCUUCUGCAAACUGGUCACCUGCAAAAAAGGCUAAAAGUCCAACUCAGAGCCCGUCACCUGCAAGGAAUUCAGAUCAAGAAGGUGGUGGGAAGAAGAAGAAGAAGAAGAAGGAUAAGAAGCAUAAAAAGGAUAAGAAGCACAAGAAACACAAAAAACAUAAGAAGGAGAAGGCUGCAGCGGCUGCAACAGCUGCUGCUGUGGCUGCAGCAGAUACCACCUCAGCACAGGAAGACCAAGAGGCAGAGACAGAACCCAAAAAGGAGACAGAAAGUGAACCAGAAGACAACCUGGAUGAUCUAGAAAAACACCUGAGGGAGAAGGCACUGAGGUCCAUGAGGAAGGCGCAAGUGUCACCACCAUCUUAGGCUGAAACCUUUGAUAUAAUGUACAUUUUCUUUGGUUUGUACUCAGAAUUCAAUUUCAAAUUGCUAAAUGUGUUUGAGCUUUAGAAUAUAACAUUUGUUGUAAUAAUUGCUAGGUUGAGGUUCACCAUGUACAAAGGGCAUGGAUUUACAUUACAAAAGGUGUCCACAGUGUACUAGUGACAUUCUUUCAUUGGCAGUCUACAUAAUUUCAUUUAGAGUGAGACUUUUUAGAAGCAGUAGGAAUUUUGUUUGAAGGUUUUAAACAUGGCCAUCAGUUCCCUAGUUUCUUUAAAAUUCACCCAAACCUUUAGAAUAAUUUGUGAGGGUCUCAUUUGAUUUCUUUUGUACCCCAUUACAUUAGGCUACUAACCUUUGUGGUUUGUAAGCUUGCCCAGGAGUAAAACCACUGCAGAGUUACCAAGAAGUACAUAUAUUUUAAUGCUUUCUACUGUUGCCUGUAUAGUCUCCAUUAAAGUGAAUCAAGAAUAGCAAUUUAGAAUGGUACAUAAAUGAAAGCAUGUUGUUUACCAGGACACUGUGGGUUUAUAUUGAUGUAACAUGUUGAUUUGGAACACUGGAAUUUCAUUUGUAUUUUUAUGUUCUUUUUUUAAAGGGCAGUUUCCAUGAUCAGCAGUCCCAGAAAAAUUCCUUCAGUUACAUAAAUUUUGUUUGUGAGAUGUCGUUGCCCCAUUCAUAAAUCUUGUCUCGUUGCGGUUCUUCUGAAUGGUAUAAGCAACUUUCAGAGAUGUGGUCUUUGAAAGUUUGAGGAACCCGAACUUUGGAUAUUGUCAUGUUUUCACUGUUUUUUGUUUUUGUUUUUUUAACUAAAGCUAUAUAAAGCUUGUGGAUUAAACAAAAUAAAUUUCUAAAUUUAAAGAGAUGUUGGCUAUUUUUAUAUGAACAUUUGCAUUUGCUAAUCAGCUUUCUUUUGUACAGGGUUGUCAAAUACACAGAUAUUGUUUGAUCCAGUAUACUGGCUUUUUAAAGUGGGGCUUUUUGUUUUUAGCUUUCCUACUGGUAGCGGAAAUAGCCCUUAGUUAAUUCAGUGAUGUUCCUGUUGUGUCUGGAUUGGUGUUCUUGCAAAGCAAGAGUAAAACAAGCUACCUGGCCAGCACGGUGUUAGGAUGGUUAAGUUAAA